Messenger RNA from Ostertagia ostertagi, 693 nucleotides. The record is from the annotation of a GenBank genome assembly. NCBI's taxonomy places the organism in Eukaryota, Metazoa, Nematoda, Chromadorea, Rhabditida, Trichostrongylidae.
AUGGGUUGCACCAUGUCACAGGAAGAGCGGGCGGCUCUCGAACGUUCCCGAAUGAUCGAGAAAAACCUCAAAGAGGAUGGCAUGCAAGCCGCCAAGGACAUUAAACUGCUGCUAUUGGGUGCCGGUGAAUCAGGGAAAUCAACGAUCGUCAAGCAGAUGAAAAUCAUUCACGAAUCUGGUUUCACAGCUGAGGACUAUAAACAGUAUAAGCCUGUCGUCUACAGUAAUACGGUACAAUCGCUAGUCGCUAUACUUCGGGCUAUGGCCAAUCUUUCGGUACCGUUUGGCUCGUCAGAUCGGGAGGUCGAUGCGAAGCUCGUUAUGGACGUUGUCGCCCGAAUGGAGGACACAGAGCCAUUCAGUGAGGAAUUACUGUCAGCAAUGAAAAGGCUAUGGGCGGACAGUGGUGUACAGGAGUGCUUCGCUCGAAGCAACGAAUAUCAGCUCAAUGAUUCGGCCAAAUAUUUCUUAGACGACCUAGAGCGAUUAGGUGAAGCGAGUUAUCAGCCGACAGAGCAGGAUAUUCUCCGAACCCGUGUCAAAACUACCGGUAUCGUCGAAGUCCAUUUCACGUUCAAAAAUCUAAACUUCAAGUUAUUCGAUGUGGGUGGUCAGCGAUCAGAACGGAAAAAAUGGAUUCAUUGUUUCGAGGAUGUAACGGCUAUAAUCUUCCUGCCGAUUCUUCCGCAAUAG